Messenger RNA from Leptidea sinapis, 636 nucleotides. Its product is annotated as homeobox protein B-H1-like. NCBI's taxonomy places the organism in Eukaryota, Metazoa, Arthropoda, Insecta, Lepidoptera, Pieridae. The transcript is spliced from 5 exons. The record is from RefSeq and is a predicted model, not a curated record. The annotation marks the transcript as partial.
UGCGGUAAUUUAAAUCUAUUUUGUCUAUGACAUAUUUGGACAGUGAAUUCCAAAAUGGCGACGAGCGAUGACGAGCCUAUGCAUUUAUAUGAAGUUUUUCAAAACUGUUUUAAUAAAAUAGCAAAUAAACAACAAGCCACAGAGAAGCCGGGCUACCAGUCACCGUAUGGGGUCAUGGACAAUGGAGUGUACGGCGUGGCGGCGACGUCGUGCGCGGCCGCCCAUGGCCACCAAGCGGACCGGCGCCACACACACCAUCACCAUCAUCAUCACCAACACGCCGACGUGCCCCCGCAAUGGUACGGCAGUGAUGAGUUCGGACACGACUCGCCCAGCAGGUACGCGUCGCCCAAGGGCGCGGGCGCGGGCGGUGCGGGCGCUGCGGGGGCGGCGCCCUACCAGGAGCCCUACUACGGCGGCGAGUGGGCCGCGCCCUACUACCAGCCACCGCCGCCCUACCACCACGACCCCUACGCCACCUCGCCAGGAAUAGGUGCGGGCGCGAGUGCAGGCGCGGGCGGGGAGGCGAGCGCGGCGGGCGGGGCGGAGCUGCCCCUGCCGCCCAUGUCGUCGUUCCGAGCGGCCGCGCCCGUCCACUCGCCCACAGACCCCAUGCUCGUCGCCAAACCCACCAUC